Molecule: messenger RNA, 848 nt
Organism: Myotis lucifugus (little brown bat)
Lineage: Eukaryota; Metazoa; Chordata; Mammalia; Chiroptera; Vespertilionidae
Product: KIAA1217 ortholog
Exons: 3
Coding region: 46-438 (130 amino acids)
Cellular component (GO): cytoplasm
Source: RefSeq, a predicted model, not a curated record
GGGGAUUUUAAAGGCAAAUGGGAGUUGGUGCUGUAAGCAGGGGCAAUGGAAGAAAAUGAAAGCCAGAAAUGUGAGCCGUGCCUUCCUUACCCAGCAGACAGCAGACACACGCGGGAACAAGGAAAAAGCAAUCUGCAUGUAACGUCAUUAGAAGAUGCAGAAUGCCGAAGAACCAAGGAACGCCUUUCUAAUGGGAACAGUCGAGUUUCAGUGUCCAAGGCUUCCCGAAACAUCCCGCGGAGACACACCCUAGGUGGGCCCCGAAGUUCCAAAGAAAUACUGGGAAUGCAAACAUCUGAGAUGGAUAGGAAGAGAGAAGCUUUCCUGGAACAUCUCAAGCAGAAAUACCCCCAUCAUGCCACAGCAAUCAUGGGCCACCAGGAGAGGCUGAGAGACCAGGUUUUCAGGCAGUAUGCUGCACACCCUGCACACAUGUGAAGGUGAGUGGUGAAGAGUGUGUAAUGUUGUGGGCCUAUCAGAUGGAACUUUGAACUGAAGCAUUGAUUUGACAAAAUGUCGCGUGGGGCGCAGCACACUACAGUUAAGAGGCUUCAUGUCUGUCAGGCUUGCACCAAUAAGUAUUUCCGGAUUAAUGGGAUGUGAAGGACUGUGCUUCAUGUGUACUCACCGAGAUUAUAGCUGGGAAGGUCAUGAAUUCUACUCAGACAGCACCAAGAUGCUGAAAGGAGAGCAGGUUGCUGGUGUGGUGGUAUGGAUAGUGGUUGUACAUGAGAAAUGAAUGUGCUGUAAUUACUGUUGACUGAUGUUAUCUUUUGCAUUCUUUGUCCUCCCUCUAUCUCCCCAUACCCCUUUCUUUGUUCCUUCUUUUGUUCCUUUGGUUUUUAAAC